GCCGCGCUCGCCCGGGCCGCCCGGAGCCCCGAUGAGCCCAGAUGGCCGGGGCUCAGCCCGGAGUGCACGCCUUGCAACUCAAGCCCGUGUGCGUGUCCGACAGCCUCAAGAAGGGCACCAAAUUCGUCAAGUGGGAUGAUGACUCCACAAUUGUUACGCCAAUUAUUUUGAGGACUGACCCUCAGGGAUUUUUCUUUUACUGGACAGAUCAGAACAAGGAAACAGAGCUGUUGGAUCUCAGCCUUGUCAAGGAUGCCAGAUGCGGGAAGCACGCCAAAGCCCCCAAGGACCCGAAGUUACGUGAACUUUUGGAUGUGGGGAACAUAGGUCGUUUAGAGCAGCGCAUGAUCACGGUGGUGUAUGGACCAGACUUGGUGAACAUCUCCCAUUUGAAUCUUGUGGCUUUUCAAGAAGAAGUGGCCAAGGAAUGGACAAAUGAGGUUUUCAGUUUGGCAACCAACCUGCUGGCCCAAAACAUGUCCAGGGAUGCUUUUCUGGAAAAGGCCUAUACUAAACUGAAGCUUCAAGUCACUCCGGAAGGGCGCAUUCCUCUCAAAAAUGUAUAUCGCUUGUUUUCUGCUGACAGGAAGCGGGUGGAAACAGCUUUAGAGGCUUGUAGUCUUCCAUCGUCACGGAAUGAAUCCAUACCUCAAGAGGAUUUCACUCCAGAAGUGUACAGAGUUUUCCUGAACAAUCUUUGCCCUCGACCUGAAAUUGAUAACAUCUUUUCCGAAUUUGGUGCCAAAAGCAAACCAUACCUGACUGUUGAUCAGAUGAUGGAUUUUAUCAACCUUAAGCAGCGAGAUCCCCGCCUAAAUGAAAUCCUUUAUCCACCUUUAAAACAAGAGCAAGUGCAAGUUCUGAUCGAGAAAUAUGAACCCAACAGUAGCCUCGCCAAAAAAGGACAGAUAUCUGUGGAUGGAUUUAUGCGCUAUCUGAGUGGGGAAGAAAAUGGAGUCGUUUCACCUGAGAAACUGGAUUUGAAUGAAGACAUGUCUCAGCCCCUUUCUCACUAUUUCAUUAAUUCCUCGCACAACACCUACCUCACAGCUGGCCAGCUGGCUGGGAACUCCUCUGUAGAGAUGUAUCGUCAAGUGCUCCUGUCUGGCUGCCGUUGCGUGGAGCUGGACUGCUGGAAGGGACGGACUGCAGAAGAGGAGCCCGUCAUCACCCAUGGGUUCACCAUGACAACAGAAAUAUCCUUCAAGGAAGUAAUUGAAGCAAUCGCUGAGUGUGCAUUUAAGACUUCACCUUUUCCAAUCCUCCUCUCCUUUGAGAACCACGUGGAUUCCCCCAAACAGCAAGCCAAGAUGGCGGAGUACUGCCGACUGAUAUUUGGGGAUGCCCUUCUCAUGGAGCCACUGGAAAAGUAUCCACUGGAAUCUGGAGUUCCUCUCCCGAGCCCUAUGGACCUGAUGUAUAAAAUUUUGGUGAAAAAUAAAAAGAAAUCGCACAAGUCAUCCGAAGGCAGUGGCAAAAAGAAGCUGUCAGAACAAGCCUCGAACACAUACAGCGACUCUUCCAGUGUGUUUGAACCUUCGUCUCCGGGAGCCGGAGAGGCUGACACGGAGAGUGAGGAGGAUGAUGACGACGAUGACUGUAAGAAGUCUUCCAUGGAUGAGGGGACUGCGGGGAGUGAAGCCAUGGCCACGGAGGAGAUGUCUAACCUGGUGAACUACAUCCAGCCCGUCAAGUUUGAGUCAUUUGAAACUUCAAAAAAAAGAAAUCGGAGUUUUGAAAUGUCUUCCUUUGUGGAAACCAAAGGUCUCGAGCAGCUUACAAAGUCUCCAGUGGAAUUUGUAGAAUAUAACAAAAUGCAGCUUAGCAGGAUAUACCCAAAAGGAACGCGUGUGGAUUCAUCUAACUACAUGCCUCAGCUUUUCUGGAACGCGGGCUGCCAGAUGGUCGCCCUCAACUUCCAAACAGUGGACUUGGCAAUGCAGAUCAACAUGGGAAUUUAUGAAUACAAUGGGAAGAGCGGCUACAGGUUAAAGCCAGAGUUCAUGAGGAGACCUGACAAGCACUUUGAUCCGUUUACUGAAGGCAUCGUAGAUGGAAUAGUAGCCAACACGUUAUCUGUUAAGAUAAUUUCAGGUCAGUUUCUUUCUGAUAAGAAAGUUGGGACCUAUGUGGAAGUGGAUAUGUUUGGUUUGCCAGUGGACACAAAGAGGAAGGCCUUUAAAACCAAGACAUCACAAGGCAACGCAGUCAAUCCAGUCUGGGAGGAAGAACCCAUUGUGUUCAAAAAGGUGGUGCUUCCUUCUCUGGCCUGUUUAAGGAUAGCAGUUUAUGAAGAAGGAGGCAAAUUUAUUGGUCACCGGAUCUUGCCAGUACAAGCAAUUCGACCAGGCUAUCACUACAUCAGUCUGAGGAAUGAAAGGAACCAGCCUCUGAUGCUCCCUGCUGUUUUUGUCAACAUAGAAGUGAAAGAUUACGUGCCAGACACAUAUGCAGAUGUGAUUGAAGCUUUGUCAAACCCAAUCCGAUACGUGAAUCUCAUGGAACAGAGAGCAAAGCAACUGGCUGCCCUGACACUGGAAGAUGAAGAGGAAAUAAAGAAAGAGGCUGAACCUGGAGAAACCCCUUCUGAGGCCCCGAGUGAAGCCAGGACGACUCCAGCUGAAAACGGAGUGAAUCACACCACAUCACUGACACCCAGACCACCCUCCCAGGCUCCCCACAGCCAGCCGGCUCCAGGUUCUGUAAAGGCACCUGCCAAAGCAGAAGAUCUCAUUCAGAGUGUGCUGACAGAAAUGGAAGCCCAGACGAUUGACGAGCUAAAACAGCAAAAAUCAUUUGUGAAACUCCAGAAGAAGCACUACAAGGAAAUGAAAGACCUGGUGAAGAGACAUCAUAAGAAGACCACCGACUUGAUCAAAGAGCACACCACCAAAUACAAUGAAAUCCAGAACGACUACCUGCGCAGGAGGGCGGCCUUGGAGAAGUCGGCCAAAAAGGACAGCAAGAAAAAAUCGGAGCCCAGCAGUCCUGAUUCAUCAACCAUUGAGCAAGAUCUUGCUGCCCUGGAUGCAGAAAUGACCCAAAAGUUAAUAGACUUAAAGGACAAGCAACAGCAGCAGCUGUUGAAUCUUCGGCAAGAACAGUAUUACAGUGAGAAGUACCAAAAGCGAGAACAUAUUAAACUGCUUGUUCAGAAGUUGACAGAUGUGGCAGAAGAGUGUCAGAACAAUCAAUUAAAGAAGCUCAAAGAAAUCUGUGACAAAGAGAAGAAGGAAUUAAAAAAGAAAAUGGAUAAAAAAAGGCAAGAGAAGAUAACAGAAGCUAAAUCUAAGGACAAAGGCCAGAUGGAAGAGGAGAAGACCGAGAUGAUCCGAUCAUACAUCCAGGAGGUGGUGCAGUCCAUCAAGAGAUUAGAAGAGGCACAAAGUAAGCGGCAUGAAAAACUUGUUGAGAAACACAAGGAGAUACGACAGCAGAUCCUGGAGGAGAAGCCCAAGGGGGACGGUUCCUCCUCAUUCUUGUCGGAAACUUGCCAUGAGGAUCCCUCUGUUUCCCCCAACAUUACUCCCCCCAGUCCUCAAGCCCUCAAGUUGUGACUACCGUCCUUCCAGCCAGCUGCAGAUGGACCUGGAGCAGGAGUACCAGGACAAGUUCAAAAGGCUGCCCCUGGAGAUUUUGGAGUUCGUGCAGGAAGCCAUGAAGGGGAAGAUCAGUGAAGACAGCAAUCAUAGCUCAGCCCCUCCCACCCAGACCCCAGACCCUGGAAAACUGAACCACAGACCUCCCUCCAGUGAGGAGCUGGGAGGAGACAGCCAAGGGAAGGAGUUCGAUACCCCUCUGUGACAGCUCCUG
Molecule: messenger RNA, 3813 nt
Organism: Elephantulus edwardii (Cape elephant shrew)
Lineage: Eukaryota; Metazoa; Chordata; Mammalia; Macroscelidea; Macroscelididae
Gene: PLCB1
Product: phospholipase C, beta 1 (phosphoinositide-specific)
Exons: 33
Coding region: 42-3557 (1171 amino acids)
Biological process (GO): phosphatidylinositol-mediated signaling; lipid catabolic process; memory
Cellular component (GO): cytoplasm; nuclear speck
Molecular function (GO): calmodulin binding; phosphatidylinositol-4,5-bisphosphate phospholipase C activity; calcium ion binding
Source: RefSeq, a predicted model, not a curated record